UGAACCAGACAUACCGUUUGUCUAUACUCUGUUUGCUGAGGAUUCCCAUUUCCCACUAUAAUCUUUUCAAUCAGAGGAGUCUCCCCCCAAUACCCAAUUGAGUGAAAAAACCUGUGGAAAACAAGAACAGGAUGGCUGACGAGCACAGUGCCCAAAUUCCAAAAGUGAAACUUGGAAAUCAGGGACUUGAGGUUUCAAAGCUGGGGUUUGGCUGUAUGGGGCUGUCUGGGGUCUACAAUGAUCCCGUCCAGGAAGAGGUUGGCAUAUCAAUCAUCAAGUAUGCAUUCAGUAAAGGAAUCACAUUCUUUGAUUCAGCAGAUGUUUAUGGAGCAAAUGCUAAUGAAGUUUUGGUUGGAAAGGCAUUGAAGCAGUUGCCUAGGGAGAAGAUUCAGUUAGCCACAAAAUUUGGUAUUGUCAAAAUGGAAGCUAAUAGAGUUACAGUUAAUGGUACUCCUGAAUAUGUCCGCUCCUGUUGUGAGGGUAGUCUGAAGCGCCUUGAUGUGGAUUAUAUUGAUCUCUACUACCAGCACCGUGUUGACACUUCAGUACCUAUAGAAGACACUAUUGGGGAACUUAAGAAGUUGGUGGAAGAAGGAAAAAUAAAGUAUAUUGGAUUGUCUGAAGCUAGUGCAGACACAAUAAGGAGGGCACAUGCAGUUCAUCCCAUCACUGCUGUACAAAUGGAGUGGUCCCUUUGGACUCGCGAAAUUGAGGAAGAAAUAGUCCCCCUUUGCAGGGAGCUUGGAAUUGGAAUAGUACCAUACAGCCCUCUUGGUCGUGGAUUUUUUGGUGGCAAAGCAGUCAUAGAAAGUAUACCUGCAAAUAGUUUUUUGAACGCAAAUCCUAGAUUUCAAGGAGAGAAUUUUGAUCAAAACAAGACCCUCUAUUUUCGAUUUGGAAAGUUGGCUGAAAAGCAUGGAUGCACCCCUGCACAACUUGCACUUGCAUGGAUUCUUCAUCAAGGAGAUGAUGUGGUUCCCAUCCCUGGGACAACUAAGAUUAAAAAUCUUGAUGAUAACAUUGGUUCCAUAAGAGUGAACCUCGGUAGAGAAGAUGUGAAGGAGAUUUCUGAUGUAAUACCCGUCAAUGAGGUUGCAGGGGAUAGAAUAAGUGAUAAUUUUAUUCGCUGCUCAUGGAAGUUUGCAAAUACACCAUCAAGGGACAGCAAAUUAGCUUAAAAGUCUUUAUUUGAUAUGAGGUGUUUGUUUCGUGCAAAAUUUAUGGUGAAAGAUGAUGCUGAUCAGCUACUAAAGUACAGUCCAACCUAUGCUCAAGAUGGUUUUCAUUGAGGUGAAUAACAGAGUACUGAAUUUUUAGAAUGGCAAUGUUGUAGGAUAUUACGUGUGCUAGUGUGAUUAUGAUGUUGUUCUCUGUAAUUGAAGUACUAUCCUCCAUUUUAGGCACAAUUAAAUGUGUUGAUGGCCAAUAUCUUAGAGAUGUUUUACAAAUCUGGUUACCUCUCUUUA
Messenger RNA from Quercus robur (English oak), 1466 nucleotides. RefSeq names its product probable aldo-keto reductase 1. The record is from RefSeq and is a predicted model, not a curated record. The transcript has 7 exons. The coding region runs from base 132 to 1178 and encodes 348 amino acids. Gene Ontology annotation, cellular component: cytoplasm. Lineage: Eukaryota; Viridiplantae; Streptophyta; Magnoliopsida; Fagales; Fagaceae.